Molecule: messenger RNA, 889 nt
Organism: Columba livia (rock pigeon)
Lineage: Eukaryota; Metazoa; Chordata; Aves; Columbiformes; Columbidae
Exons: 3
Coding region: 71-427 (118 amino acids)
Molecular function (GO): protein binding
Source: RefSeq, a predicted model, not a curated record
GUACUGGGAAGUGCUCGAUGGCUCCGCAAUCAGAGAAGUGCAAGGCUCUCUGUCGAGCUCCAUCAACGGGAUGGACAUCACAUCGGACGGGGCGUCCUUUGUCACAGGAACACCGAAGCGUUCCCCUGCCUGGGAGCGGGGAACAAAAAGCAGCAGAACUCGGUGUAUCACAGUAUCACAGUAUGUUUGGGAUGGGAAGGGACCUCAGAAGAUCAUCCAGUCCAAUCCCCCCAUGGAGCAGGAACGCCCAGGUGGUGACGACCAUCUGGUGAAGCUGUGGGACUAUAAGGAGGGCACGGUGACUCACGUGGGAGUGGGCCACAGCGGCAACAUCACCCGCCUCAAGAUCUGCCCCGCGAACAAGUACAUGGUGAGCGUGAGCGCGGACGGUGCCGUCCUCAUCUGGAAACAGCCCAGCUCGGGCUGACAGCCGGUGCCGGAGCUGCUGGGCUGCUGCUUCCCCGGCCGGCCCUGGAAAUGCUCUUUUCUUACCACUCAGUUUGUUGUCAAUCGUUUGUUCUCUUAGAGUAAACAGGAUAUUUCUACUCCCUGGUAUGCAUUUACCAGGUCCUUAGAUACCCUUUCUAGCUCAAUUUUUUUCAGGGGAGCUAAGAAUGUGCUGUUUGUUUUGGAUUCAUCACUUCCGAAAAUCACCUUGGCAGUUGUUGUAACAGUUUGCGUUGUUCCUGCCGCCUUUCCUGCCCGUCUCAGCAUCAUCUGCCUUGUACGUCUACUCAUUUGUGGGCUCUCUCUUGCUUUCACAUGGUCUCUCUCUUCUCUGCACUGUCCUGUCUCUUAUUUAAUGAAUAACUUGUUGUUUCAAUUCAGUCUGCUGUGUUUAGUGCAGACAGCAGUGCAGGCAGUGGUGCAGACAGGCGUGUAGACAGUG